Sungouiella intermedia is the source of this 498-nucleotide messenger RNA. The record is from the annotation of a GenBank genome assembly. NCBI's taxonomy places the organism in Eukaryota, Fungi, Ascomycota, Pichiomycetes, Serinales, Metschnikowiaceae.
AUGCUUGCUAUGGUUUGUUUUCUUCCUCGGCUACACAAAGCCUCUUUUGAUGCUGUGGUGGAGUUGGAAGGAGAUGUGGGCCUUUUAAAAUUGAAACAUGCCCUGGAAUCCACGCAGCACUCUCGCAGUUUACUUCAUAUUGCCAGAGUCAUAAAGCACAGAUUGGCCCCAUUCAUAUUCAGAGAAUUAGUCUUUUGCCUUAUCAACCUACUCCCAAUGGUAGGAACUCCUUUGGUUAUUUACCUUAGAGCUCCGAUCCAAGGCUACAGAACACAUCGAAAAUAUUAUAAGUGGAUGAUGUGGAACAACGUACAGAUCAAGGAGUUUUACCGUGCACAUAAAGGGGACUACACGGGAUUCGGAAUAGUGUGCUUGCUUUUACAAAUGAUUCCAGGUUUUGCAGUGGUGUUCAUAUUCACAGGAAACAUCGGUAUGGGUCUCUGGACGGCGCAGAACCACCACAUCUUCGAAGCAGAAGAGUCUAUAAAACGUAUCUAG